Molecule: messenger RNA, 774 nt
Organism: Meloidogyne enterolobii
Lineage: Eukaryota; Metazoa; Nematoda; Chromadorea; Rhabditida; Meloidogynidae
Source: the annotation of a GenBank genome assembly
UUUUUUUGUCAAUUAUUUGUUUUUUAGAAAUUCAACUUGCUUUGCCGGGUUUGAACUUUAUUUUGCGUCUAAUUUGUUUAAUAUGGGUUCUUCUGUUGAUAAAAUUACAAAACAAAUUGUUCAAACCAACAAGCUCAUCAAAAUUUGCAAAAAAAUGCAAUCGGGAGCUACGGGACAACUUUUAAAUGAUUUACUUGUGGAAGCCGACCGUUUGAAUAAUCAAAAAAUUCAAUUAUUUUAUAUACAUCAACGACUUAUUACUAAUAAUGGGAUUAAAAUUAAUCAACUUGAGCAAGAAGUACAGUUAUUCUUUGUUCUCGAAAUAAAAAUAUUUUUAUAAUUUGUAGCAAAAUAUGUAAUGUUUAAACAAGCUGGAACGAACCAUGAUGUUAACUGGAAUGAAUUUAAAUUUUAUAUUAACUUAAGAAUUAAACAAUUUAAUUUUUCAAAGGACAAUUGCUUAACGUUUUAAUUUUUUUAAAUAAAUUUCGAAUUUUCACUUUUUUAUGAUUUUACGUUGCCGUCGACACAAUCUUCGUCGCAUAAUUAGGAAAAAGCUUUAGUCCACUUUUGCUUCUAUUGAAUUUUUUCCUAUACUUGUCAUCUCAUUCAUGGUUAAGGUGUAGUGUUCUUUAGUUAGAAGUUUUCUCUGAUUCGAAAACUCAUCAAGUUCGAUUGGACUCAUAAACUGUAACAGCGCCCUCUUUUCCACGUUCUCUUUCCAUUUUGAUAUACGGUGCUUCGCGUCGAACCGACCGAUUUUAUUUGUUGUUG